AUGGCCGGCUCAUCAACAAGUGAAAUUAGCACCUUGGUAGCUGUUUUGUUCUUGAUUUUGGGGACUUGGGCAUCUCAAACAAUGUCCCGUUCAUUGCAUGAAGCGCCGUCCCUCAUGACCGAGAAGUUUGAACAGUGGAUGCUUCAGUACGUACGCACUUAUGAGAAUGACGCGGAGAAGGAAAAGCGUUUCAAGAUAUUCACGGACAACGUGAAUUAUGUGGAAAGGUUCAACAAUGAAAGGAACGGCACUUACAAAUUGAGCAUCAACAAGUUUGCAGACUUGACGCAGGAUGAGUUCCUUGAAAAUUUCACUGGCUUGAAGAUUUCUGCCCGCUCGAACAACCCAUCCAGUGGAUACAAGACGAGUUUCAGGUAUGAAAACGUGACUGAUAUUUCGACUCCCGUUGACUGGACGAAGAACGGAGCUGUCACCCCAGUAAAACAACAAGGUCAAUGUGGAUGUUGCUGGGCAUUCUCAGCAGUAGGAGCCGUGGAGGGAAUAACAAAAAUCAAAAGGGACAAAUUGGUCUCAUUGUCAGCGCAACAACUUGUAGAUUGCUCCAAAAAUGGCAAUAAUGGUUGCAGCGGAGGUCUCAUGGACAACGCCUUUGAGUACAUUAAACAACACGGGAUAACCACGGAAGACAAAUACCCAUAUAAGGAAAAUGAUCAGGGAGCUUGUCAAGCUAGUGAGAAUGCAGACGACUCGGCCGCUCAGAUCACUGGCUAUGAAGAUGUGCCUGCGAAUAGUGAGGAGGCAUUACAGCAGGCGGUGUCGAAGCAGCCGGUCUCCGUUGCCGUCGAUGCAACUAAUUUCCAGUUCUAUCCUGGAGGGGUCUUACAUGACAACUGUGGGACCGAGCUCAACCACGGUGUUCUUGCUGUUGGUUAUGGAACAACUGAAGACGGCACGGAUUACUGGUUGGUGAAGAAUUCGUGGGGAGAAGACUGGGGUGAGAAGGGCUAUUUAAGGAUUCUGAGAGGCAGUGGCACCAAAGGAGGUCUUUGCGGCAUUGCCAUGCAGGCCUCAUAUCCAACAAUUGAUCAAUGAAGAUAUCAUAUUAAUCUAUA
Morus notabilis is the source of this 1073-nucleotide messenger RNA. Its product is annotated as senescence-specific cysteine protease SAG39. Gene Ontology annotation, cellular component: lysosome. Gene Ontology annotation, molecular function: cysteine-type endopeptidase activity. The transcript has 2 exons. The record is from RefSeq and is a predicted model, not a curated record. NCBI's taxonomy places the organism in Eukaryota, Viridiplantae, Streptophyta, Magnoliopsida, Rosales, Moraceae. Bases 1 to 1053 code for a protein of 350 amino acids.